GUAACGUUUUGGUUUGUCUUGCCCCCGAGGCUAACUUGAUGAAAGGACAAAUGUAAUUAAAGUUAAAAUGUGCUGAGAUCUAAUAUCAGUUAUGGAUUAUCUAAUAACAAAUAUGGAUUACAGCAAUUUUUUGUUUUUUUCUUUUCAAAUGGAUUACGGAUGAUCCGAUUCAUUCAGACUGUACCACUUUAUGUUAACAAUAGUUAUAAUUAAAUUUACAAAAUGAACUGUAUUUUCCAUCAGUAACCCUACAAACUAGUCGGAGCUGAGUUUGUCCAUGGAGUAACUUCCGCGUCAUCUUCUGAAGACGAGUCAAUUUUCUUACGUCACACAUGGAUAAACCUUCGCCGAACAACAGAUGACGUUGGGCGAUAGCUUAGAGAGUGUCAAAAUUAUGUUAGACAUUGUAAUCCACUUUGUAAGCGUCUGUGCCAUAUAUAUUGUAGCACGUUGUCACGCAAUGGACUUUCAAGUAAGGGCUCACAUUAUAAACGUACAUUAGUGUAGACAGAUAUUUCAAUUCAAUUUUAAGAUAUGCUAUUUUUAAUGACUUUUUUUUAAAAUUCUCAAAGCUUGUUUAAGUAUCAGAACUCCCCCCCUGGGGGGUAGGGGGAACCUCUGAAUGUUUUAACAUUUUCAAGGGGUCUGAGAUAAAACGUUUGUGCGACAACUGAUCUAAAAUAAUUUAAUUAUUCAUUUCCUUUUAAAAAAACAACUACAACUAUUUUUUUUAUAUUAACAGAGUGAUUACGAAGUGUGGGAGAAAAAAUCUCUUAAAGGUAUUUGACUAUGAAUUAACGUAUCAAUGCGGCUAUCAAUAAUUAAAACAAUGUUUCCGUCAAAUAUGAACAAUUUGUAUUUAAGAUGCUAAGUCUUUGAACGCACAUCAAAAUGUCCAAGUCAUUUCAGUGUUAAGAUCUCGUGAAUAUCCUAUAAUAAUAAACAAUUAUUUUGCAAAGUAUUCCCAUUUUACUACUUUUCUGUUAAUGAACUAUGUUUAAUGAUGUGGAUCGAAAGAGACACUUCACUGUUUUGACGCUUCUCUUUGCGAUCAGACUGCAGUUUUCUAGAGGAUGUUUCUCUGCGAGAUGAAAACCAGUUUGAGGUAGCACCAAUGACCAUGGUAAGACUGAAGCUUGUUCCGGCCAACAGAAGUCUGCACGUUCAAUGGACGCAAAGUAAGAGCAGUGAUGGUAUGGGUUUGUAAAAUUUUAACAAUGAAAUAUAUAUAUGUAUAUUAUCUCCAUUCAUCCCUGUGGCACUACAGCCCAUGUAGGGCUUUGGCCUGCCUCACCACUUCCUUCCUCUCAGACGUAAUUAAUGCCUUUCUUUUCUAUGCUUGGAUUCCUAGCUGUUAUAGAUCUUUUUGCCACAUCAUCCAUCCAUCUUGAGCCUACGUCUGCCUAUGAGCUGUUUUCUUAUGUUAGUCUAUUUUAUCAUAUCUGUUACAGUCAGUUAAAUGCAUGUUAGUCUAUUUUAUAAUAUCUGCUACAGUCAGUUCAAUUUAUGUUAGUCUGUUUUGUCAUAUCUGUUACAGUCAGCUAUAUUUGUUAGCAUAUUUUUCUGUUACAGUCAGUUAUACUUAUGCAAGUCUAUUUUCUCCUUCAAAAAAAGUUUUUAAUGAGUUUUUUCAACUAUCACGUUGAACUUUUCAAAAGGUGCGUUCAAUGUAGAUAGCUGUAAAAUCAAUGAAGAGAGCAUCAUGUUGUAUUCCAGUUAUCGAUGGUUUGCUUGAAGUAAAAAAACAGAAGCAUUAUAAAUGAAGGGUUUAAAGACCAUACAGUAACAGAGUCUAUCGAAUAUUUUAUCGUAGACUCCAAGUUUCAAGGAGAUGUCUUCGCGCUCACCACUCCCGAGUUUCAAGAUAGACCACUUUCUGGUCAAGCAACGUGCUUAGCGGCAAAACUACAACCACUGAAGAGCAAUGACGUCAGUAAGGUACAUUUCAGACGGUAACAAUUUUUAAAAAAUGAAGUCGCUUUCACACCCGGGUAUCAGAAGUGAUAGGUUGGGAUUGUGCGUACCCAGGUCCCUUUAGACUAAGUCCCAUUCGGAUGCCAUUUGUGGUGCUGUUUAUUUUAGAUAAACUGAAGAAGUAAGUUUGCGAACAUAUAGGCCAUUCAAUUAUCUUUCAUUUGAUUCCUUAUUUUGUCUUACAAACCCAGCAUUAAUAUUUUUAAUAGUUUUUUAAUCCCAACCUCUCACUUCUGGUACCCGGGUGCGAAUAGUCGCAGCCAUAACAAAAAAUGUGACGCCACUUAGCCACACAGUAAGAUCUUUCAAGUUCAGCUAUUUUCUUUUUUUUAUAUAGAUUGUUAUAUGUAAAAGAACCACUGCUAUCAAAUUUAAUCCUUUUAAAUUUUCUUUUUUUCCAUAUCGUAAGUUAAACAACCCCCUUAAAGGACAUUUUUCAUAUAGAUCAUUUAUAUGCUGCUGCUUUUUGUCUCCAUUUAUGUAACUGUACGUGAUUCACCAUUUAUGUAACUGUACGUGAUUCACCAUUUAUGUGACUGUACGUGAUUCACCAUUUAUGUGACUGUACGUGAUUCACCAUUUAUGUAACUGUACGUGAUUCACCAUUUAUGUAACUGUACGUGAUUCACCAUUUAUGUAACUGUACGUGAUUCACCAUUUAUGUAACUGUACGUGAUUCACCAUUUAUGUAACUGUACGUGAUUCACCAUUUAUGUAACUGUACGUGAUUCACCAUUUAUGUAACUGUACGUGAUUCACCAUUUAUGUAACUGUACGUGAUUCACCAUUUAUGUAACUGUACGUGAUUCACCAUUUAUGUAACUGUACGUGAUUCACCAUUUAUGUAACUGUACGUGAUUCACCAUUUAUGUAACUGUACGUGAUUCGCCAUUUAUGUAACUGUACGUGAUUCACCAUUUAUGUAACUGUACGUGAUUCACCAUUUAUGUAACUGUACGUGAUUCGCCAUUUAUGUAACUGUACGUGAUUCGCCAUUUAUGUAACUGUACGUGAUUCACCAUUUAUGUAACUGUACGUGAUUCACCAUUUAUGUGAUAACAGCAACUGAUUAACAGGUUUUGGGAAUUAUUUUUAUCCAACUUCACGCAAGUAAAAUCUAACCGACUAGAGAUGGUUUUAAACACAAAUACAUCACAGAUUACAAACACAUUGCAAGAGCUAUAAAACUAAUCUCCACACCAAAAUGCGCACCCAUUGAACAAAUCAUGUUUCAGUCAUCUUCGCGUUGAAAAACAAGAGCAUUUAUGUUUGCGAUAAUGGUGAUAGGGUUAAAACUGUGAUCGAAUGUUGUUACGCACUGCCUUCUAUGGUGCGAAAUUAAUCUCUUAUUUUAAUUUUAGGGCUCGUUCAAACAGUGCAUAACAAAGGACGAUACCAUAGAGAAAAACAAUAGCAAAAAUAUGACACUCAAACAGUACCAAUGACAAUAAAAAAGAUUUAUUUAAGUAUUAAUAUAAUUACACAAAAAAGUAAUAUAAUUACAAAUCAUCAACUUACAAGAGUAUGGUAGAUCUUGUAGCGGUGCAUAGUUAGUACAAUGUGCCAGUUAAUAAUGUACAAAUGAUGAAUGCGAAUAAACACAUAUGAGUACACAAAAAAAUAAUACACUUGUCUCGUGAAGUUAAUAAUAUCUAUCUGAAUCUCUCCCGAUGAAUCUCUGAAUCCCCUUUUAUAUAUAUGCGUCGGUAAAACCAACGCUUCUAGAAAUGUCUUCUACAUUUGUUAUCUCUCUAAUCAAUUAUCGAAGUUCUAUUAGAAUAUAUUAGUUAUUUUUAGCUGAUAGUUGUGGAAAACAUCGUCUACGAUGAAAGGAAAUAGGCCACGCCCAAUACGAACGCCGUCUAAUUUUGGGUCAACCAGAAUUCACGGAACGGGGAAAGUGUGACGUAAACAUGUCCCACAUAACAGUGUGUUGUCAUAGGCAAAUAGUCUAUGUGCCAAGUUUUAGCUCGAUAGGUUGGCGGGAAGCGAGUCAGUUAGCCAUCCGAAGAUUUUGCUGAAAAACCGAACAAAAGCGAAGUUAAAAUGGAAUUAAACAUGAUUUUAUCGUGUGAUUCCAUACAUCCAUAGUAUCCAUUACGGGACAAUAAGAUACACUGACUGGAUCAGACGAAAUUAUUCAUACUAUUUUUUACUAUAUCCUUAUUUUCUAAAGCUCAAGUCUUUAAAACGGAAGAUUGUGAUAAGUCUUGUUCAAAACGUGACGUCAUACGUAGUAGACAUUGGCCAUAUAGAAGGCGGUACUGUAAUAGCGACACGACUCCUCUUGCAACUUCCCAAAAUGACGCAAACAAGUAAGUCAGCAUUCCAAUAGGUGACAGUACUUUAAGUCAAUAUUCCAAUAUUAGUCAAAAUCUUAAGUCAAUCUUCCAAUAUGUGUCUAAGUCUUAAGUCAAUCUUCCAAUAUGUGUCAAAGUCUUAAGUCAAUCUUCCAAUAUGAGUCAAUGUUGAGGCUAUUUCCGAGGGAGAGCACCCCAACCCUUUCAAUAAAAUAGUUGUUUAUUUAUUAAGUUAAGUUUUAAAACACAUAUUAUAAACCAGGUAACAGAUUUAAAAAGCAAGGUUUAUAAACAGGUUUCAACAUGUAUACACAGGUAUAAACAAGACAGGUUUUAAUACUAAUCAGGUUCAUACUCAUAGUCUACUUAUGUAGACGCCAAUGUAUUUGGUAUUACUAAUUCCGCGUUUAUUGUAUCAUGUCCUCACAACCUAUCAGACCUCAAUGCAAUAUAUUCGUUUCAUUUACAUAAUAAUGGGUCAAUUUAUCUCCGAGUCUGUUGCCUUGCCAAUGUAUUUCGUUUCUUGAUCUCAUUAGGGUACUGCAAGUCCAAACAAAGAUCAAACAGUGAGUUCACGGGUAAGUUCGAUAUUUCAAAACAUGGAAGCGAUGCUAGUCUAAUGAAGAGACUAUGUUACAUGUUUCAGUACAGGGGCAUCCACCACCCUUUUUUUUUAAACAAGCAUAACCUAUUACAACAUUUUUAAAAUCUUUAAGCCUUCAGCUCUGCCUUACAAAUCAGUCAUCACAUGUCCUUGGUUUUUUUAUGUUUUAAUUUGAAAUUUUUAUAAAAUAUGAAAAUAAUUAAAUCUGUUUGUAGAAUUGUUGUAUUGAAGACUUGUAUUGAUUUUUUUGUUGUUACCAGAUUUAUUAAUACCACUCGGUGUCCACAUCCUUAAAAACAGAGCUGAAAUCAGUAUCACACCUCCAGCGUCCUCCUCACCCUUUUCGAUGGUUGAAGUUCAUCUCACCUUGGUGACGUGGUCAUUACAAUCAGCCAAUCAAGUUUCGCAGCCCGACGGUGAACUGUGCAAGGAGUUGAGAUCGGAAAUUUGUUUCGAGUCAAACAGUGAAGAACUGAUUUCUUUUGACGAUAAGGUGAAGAAACUGCCCGAAAAAUUUAGUGAAAUGAGCACAGCUUAACCUUAUGAUAGAGAUAAGAGAUCUUAUUAAACAAUGUGAGACUAUUUGUAACAACAUCAGAGUCAAUAUGAGACAAUGAGACACAAUAUUAGAGUCAAUAUAAGACCAUAUGGCACAAUAUUAGAGUCAAAAUGAGACAAUAUGAAACACUAUGACACAAUAUUAGACAAUAAGAGAAUAUAUAGACAAUCUUAUUGAGUCAAAAUGAGACAAAUAUGACAAAAUGUUUAUAUGUUUUGCGUUAUUUGGGCUGCUCAUUGUGCUGUUCAUUUCUAUACUCGAUAAGUAGCAAAAUAUUGUGCUAAACGGCUUAUUUCAUUUAAUGUUAUGUAAUAGUUGUGGUUUUUUUAUUUAUAUAUAGUGUGGCUCAUUUUACUUUUCCAUACGCCACAAUCAUAGAAACAUUGGGGUAGAUGUUCCCCCCCCCCCCGGUCUAGGCAUGAGUACUCAAUAAUGAAACGUAUAGUUUUGGUUUUUUUAUGUAUAUAUAGUGUGGGUCAUUUUACUUUUCCAUACGCCACAAUCAUAGAAACAUUGGGGUAGAUGUUCCCCCCCCCCCCGGUCUAGGCAUGAGUACUCAAUAAUGAAACGUUUAACAGCGUUCAGACGUCAAGUAAAUAACACUCAACACAAUCACUUAGCGAUCUUAUGCGCCACUCACAGGGUUGGCGUUCAUUGUUGUGCACCAAUAAAAUCUUACUAAUAAACGUUCCUAACCGAUUAGCCGCAGUGCUAAAUAAUAAAUGAAAUAAAAUUGAAUAGCUCUUUUGAGGAAAAACACGAACAUGGAUCUCCGGACCCCAGACAUUUCCCGUGGCCCAAAAUGGGUUUCCUAGACCCAAAACAAUUUCAGAAACACAUAUAUCAAUAAAUAAUUCACUAAUCAUUUAUAGGUACGAUAUCUUCCAACUUAUGACACACAAAAACCAAUUAAAAACGCACAACUUAUGACACACAACAACCAAUUAAAAAACUCACAUGUAUGACACACAACAAUCAAUUAAAACUUACAAUUUAUGACACACAACAACCAAUUAAAACUUACAAUUUAUGACACAUAACAACCAAUUAUAAACUCACAAUGUAUGACACACAACAACCAAUGAAAACUUACAAUUUAUGACACACAACAACCAAUUAAAACUUACAAUUUACGACACAUAACAACCAAUUAAAAACUCAAAAUGUAUGACACACAACAACCAAUUAAAAUCUCACAAUGUAUGACACACAACAACCAAUUAAAACUUACAAUUUAUGACACACAACAACCAAUUAAAAACUCACAAUGUAUGACACACAACAACCAAUGAAAACUUACAAUUUAUGACAAACAACAACCAAUUAAAAACUCACAAUGUAUGACACAAAACAACCAAUUAAAAUCUCAAAAUUUAUUACACACAACAACCAAUUAAAAACCUACAAUUUAUAACACACAACAACCAAUUAAAAACUCACAAUAUAUGACACACAACAACCAAUUAAAAUCUCACAAUUUAUGACACACAACAACCAAUUAAAAUCUCACAAUUUAUGACACAUAACAACCAAUUAAAAACCUACAAUUUAUAACACACAACAACCAAUUAAAAACUCACAAUAUAUGACACAACAACCAAUUAAAAUCUCACAAUGUAUGACACACAGCAACCAAUUAAAACCUACAAUUUAUGACACAACAACCAAUUAAAAACUCACAAUGUAUGACACACAACAACCAAUUAAAAUCUCACAAUUUAUGACACACAACAACCAAUUAAAAACUCACAAUGUAUGACACACAACAACCAAUUAAAAUCUCGCAAUUUAUGACACACAACAACCAAUUAAAACUUACAAUUUAUGACACACAACAACCAAUUAAAAUCUCACAAUUUAUGACACACAACAACCAAUUAAAAACUCACAAUGUAUGACACACAACAACCAAUUAAAAUCUCACAAUUUAUGACACACAACAACCAAUUAAAAACCUACAAUUUAUGACACAAAUAUAACCUUGAAGCAUUUUUUUUUAUUUUUCCGAAUUUUUUUUUUACAUUUCAGUCCACUAACCCAGUGGUCAUCAAUCUGAACAAGGACCUUGUGUAUCAGUUAUGGGUAGGUGUUGAAAUAAUGAUUCCAUGCCCUUCUCUACGACGGUUGGCUUUUAACGCGGCUAGUGGCAAUGUAAAAACACUUCAAAAUGGUAUAUUUCUCUUCUGCCGCGUCUACCGAAGAGGGGUCGAGGGCAGGUAUAGCAGGCGAUCCGCCACAAGGCCUGCUGAAGAUUCACGCUGUGGCCUUCCAGGGUUUCCGUCAAAACUGUCGCUCCACCACCAAGUACAACGAUGGCUGUGAACGUUAGAAUGAUAAUUUCAUCAACUUUUAUCAUCUCUGUCUUCCAGUGAUUCUAGAAUUUCUUUAACUUUGUUUAUAACAAACUAGAUACGUAAUCAAAUAUAGACUUGUUCAAUUCAUUGAAUGUGUUGUGUCGACCGGUGGUCAUCGCAUUGACCAUAGGGAAUUGGUACUUUUGUUUAAAUGUGGUAUGUUGACCGGUGGUCAUCAGAUUGGUCAUAAUGAAUUGUUACUUUUGUUUGAAUGUGAUUUGUUGACCUCUGGUCAUCACAUUGGGCAUAAUAAAUUUUUACUUUGUUUGCAUUAAUUUGAAGAAAAAAAUUACCUACAAUGAGUGCUAAAUCACUUUCCCUGAUUAAUUCUUUCAAAAUAUAUAAUAUAGACAAGCAAUUAAACUGCCUUAUAAGCAAGUUGACUAUAUAUUAUUAAGACACGCCACUUUACUAAUACACAGGCUGACUAUAUCUUGUUGGAGAACAAUAUUGAGACGUGUCGAGCUUUGGUGAAAUCACCAAAAUUUUCUCAGAAUUCUACAGGUGAGUUGAUAAAUAUUUUAAUGAUCAACGAACUUAUCUCUAGCUAUUAUGUUUAAAUUAGAGACCAACCGAAUUUCGGUUUCAGCGUCAAAAUUUGCCAUUUGACCACUUUCGGGACCACUUUCGGCCUAGUUUUGAUUGUGGUCGAAACUGAAAAGUCAACUUUCGGCUUAAUUUCGGUUUCUGCCGAAAGGGAUUUAGACUUUAGGUUUUCGGUAAUCUACCAGAAGUCAGACUGUCUGUCUGUCUCUAGGCAGACAAUCCUCUAUUCAUUAUUGCUGGACGCCUUUCUAUCAUCGUAUAUUAUAUGACUAAUACUCAGCAAAAACUUUCCACAGCUGAAUGAUGACCUACAUUUCCUAUAUUUUCAAAAAAAAAAAUUUCAAUUAGGCCUAAGCAAAUGUAAACAGUUUUGUAAAAGAAAAACUAAAGGAUUAGUCACAUCUACUUUUCCUAUAUUUUCAAAAAAUAAAUUUCAAUUAGGCCUAAGCAAAUGUAAACAGUUUUGUAAAAGAAAAACUAAAGGAUUAGACACAUUUAUAUAAAUUCUUUUUGUUUUAAUUUUUUUCAAAAAUAAAAUUUGGUACCUUAGGUUUAUUCAAUUCCUUCAUUUAUGAUAUACAUUUUGAUUUAUCAUUAUCGUGCUCAUUAACUUGGUCAUUAAAAAGGUGAAUAAUAUUGAAUAAUUCUAUGGAAUGGUAAUAUUUCCAUUAUUAUAUUUGUUUUAUUUUGUUUUUAAAUAAGGAAACUGAGGCUUUUGCAAUUCAUUCAUUUCUUGAAAUUCAUCAUUAUCAUGCCCAUAAACAUUGUUAUUGACGAAAUAACAAGUGUGUGCAUGUAUCACAGGUUCGUAUUAUAAUUUUGUAGUAGGCCUGUUGCCGAAAUUUUUACGUUUAUAAUUUUGGCUACCAAUUUUGAUGUCUUUUGCGACUCUCCGUCGAGACCCGUCAGAACAAGAAUUUUAAGACCCGGUUUAAAAAAUAAUUUCCCCCACCAAUAGGGGUGAGGGAGGUUGGUCGCCGAAUGAAAUAAUUAAGUCCCCAGCAUGGAAAGAAGACUAGUGUGUUGUUAGGGGUCGUUCGCAAAGUACGUUACGCAAAAAAAUACCUUUUCAGAAACUCCUUUCCGCCCCCCCCUACCCGGUCAGAAAGUGUCGCAAAUUCAUUACACCUCUAUCAUCCCCCCCCCCAAAGUGUCACGUCACACCUCAAAAGAAACUCACAACAUACAUAACGUUUUUAUAACUAAACUAAGAUUUUAUUUUAUUCUUUAACAUUCCCCAUAAUGAAUUAAGAUGUUCUAUUAUUAGAAAACUGUGACGUAAAACGCAAAACAACGAAGUCCUCCCCGAGCCCAAUAUAAGAUUUCCACAACAGUUUUUGCGUCUUUUUUUUUUUCGAUAUGCGCAGAAGGUGUGUACGACUAAGUUUCACGGUACUUAUAACACCUGAGGCAUUUUCGACCUCAAAUUAAUGUUUUUAAAAUGAAUGGAAUUAUUUUUUUUUCAAAAUUAUAAAAUUAUAGAUUUAAAAAACAAAAAAAAGGUUUACAAUUGUGACGUCACAAAUUUGUGACCCCCCUGUCAAAAAGUGUCACAAACUCUCGACUCUCCCCCCCCCUCCUUCUCCCACUUGAGCGUGACGUAAUUUGCAAACGGCCCAUUAUUACUUUUAAUAUACGAAUACAGAGAUGUCUUUCCAGCUAUUUAUGAAAAUACGAUGCAUUAGAAUGACGAUAACUGGCGACUUUUGGCGAUAUUUUUAUAGCCUUGACUCAUAUUUAGUUGGCAAUUGUCUCUAUUUCAGCCACAAGAAUUAUGGUAGUUAUAUUUUGUAGGUUGUAAAUAAAUUAUAAAUGCAAAGGGCACCCCAGGGUCUAUUUUGCAUGAAUUUCGCCCUGGCCCCCCCCCUCCCCACCUUUCCAAAUUUUCUCCUAAAUGACUACUUUUAAAAAGAGUAUUUUAAAGAAAUUAAAUUGUUUUAAACUAAAAUAUUUGAUGUUUAUUUAUUAAUAUUUACGAUGAUCUCAUUUUUUUGUAAAAAAAAGUUUUUAAAUAUUGAUACUUUCCCCCAACAUUUUCGAUUUAUGCAGAGUGUACGCGUGAGCGAAUUUCAAAAUAUCCAAAUAUUUCAGUUUUGGCUUCGAUUGCAGACAAAAGUCAUUUUUAACUUUCCGUCUAGUUUCGGUUUCGGCCUAAAUCAGAAAAUACUUCCAAGUCUGUCUCAAGUUUCAAUCAUAACAAUGGAUGUAUUUAUGACAUGAUAAUUACACUUUGUUAACUCUUGACCUGAUAGAAAUGUCUUUUUUUUUUUUUUUUUUUUUUUUUUUAAAGGAGAAGAGGGUGUGGGUUUUCGUUGGAAGUUACGAAACACAAGAAAUCGCGAAAUGUUUUUACGGGCAUUUAACCCCUUAAAACAAAGUUUGGCGUACAAAUCAUUUUUUUUUUUUUUUUUUUUUUUUUUUUUAUAAAUUUUUUUUUUUUUUUUUUUUUUUUUGUUUUUAAAGGAGAAGAGGGUGUGGGUUUUCGCUGGAAGUUACGAAACACAAGACAUCGCGAAAUGUUUUUACGGGCAUUUAACCCCUUAAAACAAAGUUUGGCGUACAAAUCCAUUAAAGGAAUGUUCCAUAAUUUCAUUUUAUAUUUAUAGUUUAAUGACCCACCCGCUCUUACACCGCAGUCUUUCACCCACUAUUUUAGAAAAAACAGAAGAAAAUAUUAGCAACAAACGCAGAUACGUCAUUUAAAAAAAAAUAAUAAAGGAAUCUCAUUUAUUUCGCGAAAUCUGGAAAAAAAAAGGAAAAGCUGAUUUUUGGGACAUGAGUUUGAAAGGGGUGGGUCUGAAUAUUUGACAGAAUGUGUUUUCAUCGGCAACCAGUUUAUGCGUCAAGUUUCAGCUCGAUAGGUUGACCGAAAUUAGGUCAAUUGGGGCGUCCGAUAUUUUGGCGGCCAGUCAAUUACGAACACAAUAUAAUGGAAUUAAAGAGCACGCUCACAGUCAGCUGAGCGAUGGAUUUUACCGCUGUAGAGAUUUUGGUAAAUAACAUAAUGAAGAGAUUAUAUUUCUGACAAUAAGUAAUAUUCAUAUAACGUAAGAGCAAUUAUACACUGAAUAUAUGUGACCAUGGUAGACGUGUAAGCUCAAAAUGAAAUGUUAUAAUAGGAUUUGUACAGCAGUAAUCUCUAGAUAAUCAAGUUAUCUAAAAUAUUUGUUACAUUUCAGUUAGAUUACGUACCACGCUUAGAUGACGCAUCACUUUCAGAUGACAGAUGACGCGUCACAGGCAGAUGACGUGUCACAGUCAGAUGAAGUGUCACAGAAAGAAGACAUGUGACAAUCAGAUGACAUGUGACAGUCAAAAGACGUGUCACAGUUAGAUCACAUGUGACAGUAAGAUGACGUGUCAAAGUUAGAUGACUUAUCACAGACAGAUUACGUAUGACAGUCAGAUGACAUGUGACAGUCAGAAGACGUGUAACAUUCAGGUGACACGUGACCGUCAGAGGACGUGUCGCAGUCAGGUGACGUUUCACAGUCAGCAUUCAGCUGACAGCCUGAUCUACUGUCACAGUCAGAGGACGUACAACAGACAGAUGACGCGUCGCAGUUGGAUGACGCGCUAUAGUAUUGUUGUAUCAUCAUAUGUUAUUAAAUGAGUGAACGAUUGUAUUUUUUCUUGUGUGAUAAAAUCAUGAGCUGACUCAGUCUCUAGGACUAUGCAUUGGUUUGACAACACGAUUACUGACACACCCUAGUCUCUAGGACUAUGCAUUGGAUUGACAACACAGUUAAUGAGCUGACUCAGUCUAGAGGACUCUACAUUGGAUUGACAACAUGGUUAAUGAGCCAACUCAGUCUAGAGGAAUCUGCAUUGGAUUGACAACAUGGUUAAUGAGCCAACUCAGUCUAGAGGACUUUGCAUUGGAUUGACAAAUCGGUUAAUGAGCCACCCCAGUCUCUAGGACUAUGCAUUGGAUUGACAACACAGUUAAUGAGCUAACUCAGUCUAGAGGACUCUACAUUGGAUUGACAACAUGUUUAAUGAGCCAACUCAGUCUCUAGGACUAUGCAUUGGCUUGACAACACGGUUAUACAAGCCUUUUUCCCUUGUGAGCCAGACACUAGAUUAGAUUAGAUGAGAGAGCUGAGUUCGUACAUUUGUUUUGAUAGGAGUGAAAUAAAUAUUACAUGUUUUGCUAUGUAAUGAAUAUCUUAUGUUGUGACAGAUUUGUAGGAUUUUGUUGGAAACUUGUUUGUUUCGGAACAUCUGCGGUCUCUGUCGUGUGCAAUGUUCUAGUUUUGUGUUGCACACUUAGCCGAUAAAUACAUGACAUGAACUUCUGAACGUCUCAUGGUUAUUUUGACUUCUUACUACACAUCAGCCUGGUAGGGGCCAGUGCACUGACAUCGGUCUCUGCGGCCGUAAGAAGUGGACCUGCGCUUAGACAGCAUACUUAUACUAUACUAUUUUUUUUUUAAAAUGAUGCAACAAAACAACGAACGUGUUGAUAAGAAGCCUUCUCCAGCAAACAAACAACAGUAAAAACAACAUAAAAUAAAAAUAACACUAAGCCGUAGCACCGUCCCAGAUACUACAUGGCGGGUACCUUGUGUUAGUUUUACUUUAUUAUGUUGCAUUCCUUAUUUUUUUAUUUUUUUUUUGGUUCUUCACGUUUUCCCAUAAUCUGUUUCGUUUAUUCCCUUGUUCAGGUAGCAGUUUUGACAAUGUUAGUCGAACAGAUCAGGUCAACGAUAUCAGGACAGUCCCGGUACUAGACAGUGGAGAGCUUGGCGGAGAUGGAUCAGUAAAUAAAACGCAACGUUCUGUAGAAAACCCAACACCGAUCUCGGGUAAAAAAAUAUGCACAUCACAUUGUCUACUACUGUUUGUAAAAAUAAAAGUAACAAAACCGAGGAGCUGUGAAUGUAACGGGUAGAAUCGAAAGUAACAGAUGUUUCGGUCGUGUUAUUUUCUUUAAACCCUCACUCGGGCAGCUCGGCGUUUAUUUUUAGAACUGUUUCGAUGUCAAGUGAUUUCAAAGUUCCGUCUAAUGAGAAUAUAAACAUCAAGUAGGUUUUCAUCACUUGGCAAUGCAUCAUUCAACUUCGACUAGUGUCACUUAAGCAAACACGCUGAGAAUUUCCUGGGAAAAGUGCAACGAGCAUUUCCUAGAAAAUUGUCUCGUUUUGAGUAGAAAUGUUACAACUUUGAAAAUACACGCCAAAAAUGUCAACUAAACAUCAAGUCCCUUAAACUCAGUGAUUAUUAUUGAAUUAAUAAUUAUUACGCUCAUUGUUCAUGUGUCUAUUUCACUGCCUUUCUCUCUGUCUGUCUUUGUUCAUUUAUGUCUGUCUUUGUGCCUGUAUGUAUGUUUUUGGUCCUGUGUGUAUGUCUUUGUCUAUGUCUGUAUGUCUUUGUCCCUGUCUGCCUGUCUGUGUUCCGGUCUGGUUGUAUUUGUCCAUGUCUUUCUGUCUUUGUCUCUGUCUUUUUAUCAAUAAUUAUAUAAUUUUUUGUAAGCCCUAUAUAGUCAAUCCUCUGGGCGGCCUGAAUGUCUUGUUUUUUAUUGAAUCUUUAUCUACGUAAAUGAAUAUAUCGUAUAUAAAUAUUUAUUCAUAUUUCUAUCCAUCUGUUCAUCUAUUCAUUCAUCAAAAUAAAUGGACCCAUGUAUUAUAUAGUUGUACUUGUGCAUUAACUCAAAUACAAAUGCAUCUAUUUAUAGUAUCUUUAAUAAUUUCAGCUAAAGUAUUGGCAGACGUAGAUCAAUCUGACAAGGGCAAUGGCAUCACCGUCAUCAUUGGCGUGACUGCUGGUUCCUUGGCUGCUUUACUCGCUAUAGUCAUGGGCGUGACAACGUGCGUGUGCAUGAAGGGAAAGGGUUAGUAAACAUGAUACUAAUUUCAGUGCAUCGUGUUCUCUUCAGCUAGAAAUAUGCAUUACAUUCUAUAUCAAUGGUAUGAACCAAAAAUAUUGAUGUCAGAAUAUGACCCAGUAUAUAAAAUGAAAAUUAGGCCUGAAGACCUCUGGUUCAAUUGCUGAAGACCUCUGGGUCAAUUACUGAAGACCUCUGGGUCAAUUACUGAAGACCUCUGCGUAAAUUACUGAAGACAUCUGGGUCGAUUACCGAAGACCUCUGGGUCAAUUACUAGUAAAAAGAGGAUGUUGUAAUUAGGUAAGGUCAGUGCAGGGAGCAAACCGUUGGUUCCAAACACAGUGUAUCAUCAUCUAUACUUAACUACUUGCAAAAUUAGAGAAGUUUUCCUUUGGUCAACCAAUUAUUUGACCUCAUUGUCACUUCCAGGUUGUGCGAUCACUUUUCAUGACUUUUUCACUGUAAUAUGAAAUGUACUUUUAAUUAAUUUUACCUUGAUCAAAUGUCUAAAGAUUUCGAAUGGCUUUAAUGUCGAAGAAGACCAUUUCAAUAAGUUAACGUUACAAAGACUAAUAACGUAACUAAUACAUAACAUUAUGUUUCAGGUUACUUGAGAGCACUGAGAGAUGAAAAAACUAAAUUUUGCCUUUCGGAUGAUUCGCCACAGCGUUCCUCUUCCAAUAUUAAAAUCUUAAAGGACCACAUGUUUCCCCUGAUACCUACGUCUGAUGACAAAUAUUCGGCCAACGCGCCGCCAGGGGACCACGGUGAUGACGUCAAAAACACGCUACUAGGGAUUCAUCAAUCUACGGAAAGUUAUGAAUCACAUACCUCACCAAGGCAUUCGAAAUCUAACUCACCGGAUCUCUCGUCGCCUUACAAUGAUGGUCUCUGUGACACUAUCGUCAAAACACACAACAGAGACUCGUGUAACAGCAAUGGAUCUGUGGACAAGAAAAUUUUUACAAAUUCUGGUUUAUAUUUCACGCACUACAGUAGUGGCUCUAAAGUGGCUCCUCGCACUGGCAACAGCAGUGGGAAUAUGCCCUCCGGAAUUCAUAGCUUGCGUGUCUCUGGUGUGUCUCGUUCGUGUGUGUCUUUAGAACAUGUCAGAAAUGAUUACGGGGGCGAAGUAUUUGCUUCUUCAAUCGGAGAGUCACUUUUGUGGAGUAAGAGGAAUCUCAUAGGGGACCAUAUCGUCCCUCCGAACUCAGAUGCCAUCAGUUUGACAUCACAUGAACUUUUUCAAGCUUUUGAUGGUAUCAACGAGGAUUACUUGGACACUGUCGGUGCAGGAAACUAUUACGAUAUGGCCGGAAGCUCGUCGCAGCUUUGGGAGUGCGCAACUAUUUGUGACGAGAUGGCUUGUUGAUAUUCGGGAUCCAUUCUUCCGUCCAUUCAGUAAAUUAUUUUUAAAGACAUUCAAUCAUUCAUUACCUGUGGUGUGCUUACAGGGGGUGCUCGGUGGCCGAGUCUCAACUGUGUCAAUCCCAACCUUGUGGACUAGAGCCCAAUCCCCAGCAAAAGACUUGACAAGUGAAAACAUCGCCAGCACCCCGGGUGGAUGGGACCCGUUAACCUUAGACGCCUACUCAUGUAAGAUAGGGUAAACUCUGAAUUCAAACCCGGAGACGGAGUCCCGUAGGGGGUAUGACAUUGGAAAAUGAAAAGUCUGACAACUCUUGCGACGUGGCUCGCGUACAGAGCACAAUGAGACACAAGUAACACUGCUGGUUCUUUACUGUACCGGGGUCUAUUUCCAGUCGUCUUUACUAAGUCUUGCCAUUUGAUCAAAUGGACAAGGACGAGAGAGCCAGGCUGAAGAAUUGAGCCCCUCCCCCUCAUAUUCUAACAACAUAUAUAUAUGGCGUAUAAUCAUUGUUUCGCACAAUCACCUGCUUAACAUAAAAAAUUAGAAUAAAUCAAAGAUGGCGCAAGUAGCUUAACAUGUUUUUCUAUGGAUCACGUUUUUCUUCAGUUUAUGUAAAAUUAUUAGAAGUAAGGAUAAAAAAUGUUAAACAUUUGUAAAAACAAAGCAUAAACGAGAAUUUAUUUAAACAAUGGCAACAGACAUAAAUAUGUGUUUCAGUAUUAAGUUUGCAUUGAAAAUCCAGUUAAUGUUAUCGUAUAGAUAACCAUAAUGCAACAGUUUAAACAACUGAUCUGCUCAUUCUUAAGUAGUCAUAAAAAUCCAUUAAACAACAAAAAAUGCUAAGUGAACAUAUUCACAGAAGAGAUUUAUCACAUUCCAUCCAUUUUAUCGAAAUAUUUCCUGUUCCUGAUGAACCAUUCUCUCAAAGUUGACACAGUACCAAUAUGUUCGUACCAUUCUCUCAAAGUUGACAACGUACCAAUAUGUUCGUACCAUUCUCUCAAAGUUGACACAGUACCAAUAUGUUCGUACCAUUCUCUCAAUGUUGACACCGUACCAAUAUGUUCGUACCAUUCUCUCAAAGUUGACAACGUACCAAUAUGUUCGUACCAUUC
Molecule: messenger RNA, 16651 nt
Organism: Lymnaea stagnalis (great pond snail)
Lineage: Eukaryota; Metazoa; Mollusca; Gastropoda; Lymnaeidae
Source: the annotation of a GenBank genome assembly